Messenger RNA from Cryptococcus wingfieldii CBS 7118, 1662 nucleotides. RefSeq names its product T-complex protein 1, zeta subunit. Gene Ontology annotation, molecular function: ATP-dependent protein folding chaperone; ATP binding; ATP hydrolysis activity. Gene Ontology annotation, biological process: protein folding. NCBI's taxonomy places the organism in Eukaryota, Fungi, Basidiomycota, Tremellomycetes, Tremellales, Cryptococcaceae. Bases 1 to 1662 code for a protein of 553 amino acids. The transcript is spliced from 5 exons. The record is from RefSeq and is a predicted model, not a curated record. Gene Ontology annotation, cellular component: chaperonin-containing T-complex.
AUGUCCAGCAUAGAACUCAUAAACCCCAAGGCUGAGUCUAUUAGAAGGACACAGGCCCUCCAGGUCAACACUGCGGGUGCGGUGGGCCUUGCGAAUGUCGUCAAGUCCAACUUGGGUCCCCGAGGAACUAUCAAGAUGCUGGUGGACGGCUCAGGCCAGAUCAAGAUGACCAAGGACGGAAAGGUGCUCUUGUCUGAGAUGCAGAUCCAGAACCCCACAGCUGCCAUGAUUGCCCGAACUGCCGUAGCUCAGGACGAGCAAUGCGGUGACGGUACCACCUCUGUGGUCCUUCUCGUUGGCGAGCUCUUGAAGCAGGCGGACAGGUAUAUCCAGGAAGGUGUGCACCCCCGAGUGGUUGGUGAUGGUUUCGACAUUGCCAAGAAGGAGGCCUUGUCUUUCCUCGACUCUUUCAGGCAAACCCCCAAACUCGACCGUGCCAACCUCAUCUCCGUCGCCAACACCUCCCUCUCCACCAAGCUCCACACCCGACUCGCUACAAAACUCUCUGCCGACGUCGUCGACGCCGUCCUCGCCAUCCAGCCCCCUGCCCCUUCCUCCGAGAACGAGUACCGCGAACCGAUCGACCUGCAUAUGAUUGAAAUCAUGAAGAUGCAGCACAAGACGGAUACGGAUACCACUUUGGUCAGGGGUCUGGUGAUGGACCACGGUGCGCGACACCCCGACAUGCCCAAGCGCGUCGAGAAUGCGUACAUCCUGACGCUCAACGUCUCGCUCGAGUAUGAAAAGACCGAGGUCAACUCUGGUUUCUUCUACAACUCUGCCGAGCAGCGUGAGAAGCUUGUCGAGUCGGAGCGACGAUUCGUCGACUCCAAGCUCAAAAAGAUUGUCGAGUUGAAGAAUGCGGUGUGUGAUGUGGCUAUUGGGUCCAACGAGAAGCCCAAGAGCUUUGUGGUGAUCAACCAGAAGGGUAUCGACCCUAUGAGCUUGGAUGUCCUCGCGAAGAAUGGUAUUUUCGCCCUGAGGCGAGCCAAGAGGAGAAAUAUGGAGCGUCUGCAAUUCGCUUGCGGUGGUGUUGCCCAAAACUCUGUCGAAGACCUCACCCCCGACGUCCUCGGUUGGGCCGGUCUCGUCUACGAGCACACCCUCGGCGAGGAAAAGUACACCUUCGUCGAAGACGUCAAGGAACCCAAAUCCGUCACCAUGCUCAUCAAAGGCCCCAACGCCCACACCAUGACCCAAAUCCAGGACGCCCUCCGAGACGGAUUCAGAUCCAUCAAGAACGGUAUCGAGGACAAGGCUCUUAUCCCUGGUGCGGGCGCGUUCGAGCUCGCCUGUGCGGCCCAUUUGGCCGAUAAUGCCAAGACGCUUGCGAAGGGUAGGGCCAAGUUGGGUGUGCAGGCGUUUGCGGAGGCAAUGUUGGUCAUUCCCAAGACUUUGGCGGCGAAUGGAGGGUUCGAUGUGCAGGAUGCUAUUGUGGGGCUGCAAGAGGAGCUGGCAGAGGCCGGUGAGGGCGGUAGUGUGGGGUUGGACUUGAAGAGUGGAGAGCCGAUGGAUCCUGUUGCUGAGGGUGUCUGGGAUAACUACAGGGUGAAGAGGCAGAUGUUGCACGGAGCCGCGACUAUUGCCGUCAACCUGUUGAACGUUGACGAGGUGUUGAGGGCGGGUAGAUCAUCGCUCAAGCAGGAAGGCCCCGGCCCUUAG